Messenger RNA from Staurois parvus, 349 nucleotides. NCBI's taxonomy places the organism in Eukaryota, Metazoa, Chordata, Amphibia, Anura, Ranidae. The record is from the annotation of a GenBank genome assembly.
UGACAAAAUGGAACCCAGCAGCAGUGUGAGGAGACCUGAAAAGUGGCACAUGGCAGAAGUGUGUGGCGUUGGAGACAGCAGCAAUGGGAGGCCGUACAGGGACCCAUGAGACACUGUGGACCUUGCAGCAGCGUGAGGAGGCGGUACAGGGGCCCCCAUGGCAGAUUAGGGGCCUGGCCGCAGCAAUGUGAGGCCCGUAAUCUGCCAGCAUCCUAUGACAAAAAUGGAACCCAGCAGCAGUGUGAGGAGACCUGAAAAGUGGCACAUGGCAGAGUGUGGCGUUGGAGACAGCUGCAAUGGGAGGCCGUACAGGGACCCAUGAGACACUGUGGACCUGGUAGCAGCGUAA